Messenger RNA from Orbilia oligospora ATCC 24927, 2247 nucleotides. RefSeq lists its product as uncharacterized. Lineage: Eukaryota; Fungi; Ascomycota; Orbiliomycetes; Orbiliales; Orbiliaceae. The transcript has 3 exons. The record is from RefSeq and is a predicted model, not a curated record. Bases 1 to 2247 code for a protein of 748 amino acids.
AUGUCAGAAAGGUCCGAAGAUUCCCCGACUCCUGGCUUCACUGUUGAAGACCUCAUCAACAGAGCUCAGAAGGGAGCUCCAUACUACCUAGACGAACCUAAAAAGGCCUCCUUUCGACAGAAACCAAUCGGAAAUAUUCAAGAGCGUUUCCCAGAGAACCUUCGUGACCAGUUUCGAGAGCGAUAUCGAAAUGAUUUUCACUGCAACUUCCAACACCAGGCCGAACGACAGUUCGAAGAAGCAUUCCUCAAGAAGGAAAAGACCCUUACUCCGGAGGAAGAAAGCCUCAGCUCGGACGAUGCUUCUAGUGAAGCCAGUAUUCCCAGCAUAGAAACAAUCCCUGACCCGGUCAGCUACACACCUAGCCCAGAAAGAAUACCUACUCCAGUUAUUGCUCCCGGCCUCAUCAGCAGUACAGAUCCGAACAUCGACUCAUGCCUGGCCAACAUAUCAAACUCGACUCCGAUGGCUCCUAAAACAAACCCACGAUCUGACCCAUGGAUCGGAGGACACUUACCACUGUUUGAACAAGGUUACAGUGGACCUCGCCGCGACGGGCAAAUUCCAGACGCUAUUUGGCGCAGGUUCGACGAGUUCCAAGCCGGCGGACACUUUGACCCGGCUCCAGUUAACGAAAAUCCCAUCGCUGAAACUCCCAUCACCGAAAUCCCUCUCACUCACUCCCAAAUGUGGGAUCAAGGGAUUGCGAACAAAAUCUUUCAAGAUUAUAUUUCUCAAUGUGAGGAAAACCCUAGCGUAAUCCUCAAAGAUAUGGGUAUGGGCGAGGGCUUCCAGCCAUCCGCCACGGGGGAAGAUUCUGAGCUCCCGGACUUAUCUUAUCCUGAUCUCGACUCUCGUAAUGAAGAAUCAUAUCAAGAUGCCCGUGAGUAUCUAUCUCCGAUGCCUGGGGUCGGUGAGCAUCAAACUAGCAAUUUCAUUGACCUUACGAAAGGUUCGCCGGCCGUAACCCAAACGGCGAGCUACAACAGCGAGAUCGAUCGAGUAGUCGAGCGAGCAAUAGAGAUGUUCUUCGAAAAAGAGCCACGCUUCAUCUCUGGAGCUUCUCUAGUCCCCCCUAAGAUGACUUUCGUACCUAGUUCCAGCCAAAAUCUAACGACGGAAGACGACUAUGAGAGAGACGUUGAGAUGAUAUCGCCCGAAGGACCUGAGUCCGAAUUUCCAUACCCAGAUCAGCAAGCGGCUUCUGUGAUUUUCAAAGGAAUUUACAAUAAGUCUGCAAAGGAUGCGAAAAUGUUACCUGAUAUUUUUGUACACCCGAGAGAAUAUCUCAUCAACUCAUCUCAACUUCCUCCAAGCAAGGUCAAUCCCUUACCGAUUGUAAUCAGUGACCAUAGUGCUAGCAAUGAGGCUGUUGGUACCAACGAGACCAGGAGUGAGUUACCGCCGGGACGCAAGAUAAUUACCCUCAAGGUUGGCCCCGAAAAACUUCAAGAGAACAAGGGGGAUUCCAAGGUUACCUUCAAGAGGGUUGUCGAAUAUCGAAAAGAAAUCCGAGGGAUGCAGAGAGACGGAAGAUUCAAAGACGGGGAUGAGGUCGAUCUGGUUAAGAUGGAAGUCAAGUUCCCCGAAUUACAGGAACUUGUGGAUAAUAUCUGGAGAAGAAUGAAGGCUUGCUUAAUUCUACACGAAGAUCUAUUCUACGGCGUUGUUGGAUUCAGCCGCUGGUCUGUGGAGGGACGUUGUCAGGACCCCGAACUCUUCGACAUGUUGAUGUGCUUCAACCGCAUUGCCCAUGAAUGUCAAAAAGAGGAGUCUACCUUAACACUCCUAGACAUUGUUCAGGAAUACACAACUCCGGAGAGACGAGUCGACUGUCACGAAUUCUCCACCCAAGUCUUCCCUCUCCCAAUCAGAUUCUUCACUACAGACCAACUAGAGGUCGAAGAUCCCAAUCAAUCCUCCAGCUCCGAAAAUUCAGAUAACGACGAUAACAACGGCAGUAAGAAGCGCAAGCACAAAACCGCCAGUCGCCUCUCUAAACCAAAAGUUGCCGCCUUGAGUUUUAUGGGCAAAGUCGCCGUUCGCUUCAACCGUUCGAACGGAGAGUUCUGCUUCUCUGGUUUGUACCAUCUAGUUAAGUUCGGUGGACGCCCACAAAGUGAUAUUGACUUUCAUAAACAUCAAAAGAAUGGGAGUCCGUUUGCACCUGGAUCUGGAGGGACGGGAUCUAGUCUUCGAUACCAACGAUACGGAGGCUCGUCAACUAGGUCUAGACUUGGUCUAUGA